Messenger RNA from Malassezia globosa CBS 7966, 1974 nucleotides. RefSeq lists its product as uncharacterized. The transcript has a single exon. Gene Ontology annotation, cellular component: condensin complex; condensed chromosome. Lineage: Eukaryota; Fungi; Basidiomycota; Malasseziomycetes; Malasseziales; Malasseziaceae. The coding region runs from base 1 to 1974 and encodes 657 amino acids. The record is from RefSeq and is a predicted model, not a curated record. Gene Ontology annotation, biological process: mitotic chromosome condensation.
AUGGAGCGAUUGACGGACCGAGAAUCAAGUGUACGUGUACAGGCAGUUAUUGCACUUGCACGUCUCCAGACGGACGAGGAUGGCACCGAUGAGCAUACACUGCGCCUACUCUUGCACCUCUUACGGCACGACAUGAGCGCCGAUGUACGACGUGCUGCCCUUUUUAACAUUGCACCAACGCCCGCAACACUCCCAUUCCUGCUUGAGCGCUUGCAAGAUGUUGAUGCAACGAACCGGCGAUGCGUCUACCUUGGUUCGCUAAAAAUGCUGCUCGACACACAGCCGCUUGUUGAGCGGCAAGACGGGCAUACGGUGCGAGAGACGCUGGGUCUUGGUGAAGUGUCGCUCUCAGAAGUCAUCCGCAUUGGGUUGCAUGAGCGUGAUCUCAGUGUGAAGAAGGCUGCUCGUAAGCUGGUAGCAUUUUGGUUUGAGGCUGUGGGCAACGAUAUACUGACGCUGCUGGAUCACUUGCACGUAAGCCGCAGUGCGAAUGGGGAGCCCGCUGUAUUAGCUCUACUGGAGGAUAUGGCGGAUGUUCGAAAUCAAGUCGCCGCUUGGCUUACCGAGCAAGAUACCUACUGGCAGACUGUCACACCCGCCAAAGCGCUGCUGGCCAGAUGCUUUGUGCUAUACUGCUCGACAAACGGACAAGAACGAGAGCUUGAAGCUUGCCUUCCUGUCGUGACUGCUCUUGCCUUCCGAAUUCAAUCCGAAUAUGAUGCAUUGAACCGAAUCCUUGAGCAACAGGCGGCUGAGGAGAUGGAAGAAGACAUGCCUGCCGUUCAGGACGAUAGCGCCUUGUCGCGAAUUUUCAUCGUAAGCGAGAUGCUUGCAAUUGCCAUGCAUUGUGACUAUGCGGAUGAAAUGGGUCGGCAGAAAAUGUACAUGCUCGUGCGGGAAAUGCUCGGCAAUGCGUGGCUGCCAGCAGAGCUCGUGCCGCGAUGUCUUGAUGUACUGUUGCGACUCUCGAGCGGGCAACGGGAUUUUCUCCAAAUGGUCGUAGAACUUGUUCAAGCUCUCGAUGCUGAGAUGGAUGAAUUCGGCGACGAUGCCGAUACGUCUGUCCGCCAAGCUUUGUCAUGGCAUCAACGGGUUGCUGCGGACGGCAACCAGUCGCAAGCAAUGACGCUCUCGCCGGAACAAGCGGCUAAUAAGGCAGCUUUGGAUGCACGUCGUCUUUUAAUUGUGCGAUCUAUGCUCGAGCGCAUCGCAUGUUCGUUGCAGGACGAUGCGUCGCUGGAAGGUUUGAUCCAGGAGCUCAUUGUUCCUACAGUCCAAAGCCGCGAUGCUGCUCUUCGCGAGCAGGGUCUCGUUUGUCUUGGUCUGUGUUCCUUACUCGAUGCAAAAACGGCUCUGGUAACAUUCCCGCUCUUACUCAAUCAAAUCCAGCGUGCAUCCGGAUCAAUCCUUGCGCGCUGUGUCGAAUGUCUUUUUGAUCUAACGAUUGUGCAGGGCAUUGACUCCCUUUGCGCUCAAAGCGCAGAUGUAGCUGCACAGAAUGAGUUUGAUGGGGAUCGCGAACAAGGCAUGCGAUUUGCUCGUCAGCAAAUGAUCGGCUUCCUUUUAAGUCUGCUCGAGCAUGAUGAUUCUCAUGUUCAGACUAUUGCCGCUGAAGGAAUGGCGAAACUGAUGCUUACAGGCGUCUUGGUGGAAGACGACGUGCUCAAGAGCUUGAUCCUGACGUACAUGAGCCCGUAUCUGGUCGACAAUGCAGCAUUGCGCCAAUGCCUGAGCUACUUUCUCCCGCUCUUUUGCAGUUCACACGUGCGGCAUCAGCGUAUGAUCCAGCAUGUGUUUUGUGACGUGCUAAGUGUGCUUGUGAGCGUUUAUGACGAUGUGCAAGCUCCGCCAAAAAUGAUCUCGCCAUCUCAAGUGGCGACGCAGCUCCUCGAUUGGUGCCAUCCGGCGCAUCUCAUGUACGUAUGCUUUUACUACACCAUCUCUACUCACACAUACCAGGUUGACGCAACCUGA